UAAGACAACUAAUAAGACCAUCGCCUUCAAUUUUUCUCUGCUGUCAAAAAACACAUCCCACACAUCUAUACCAGCAGAGGAACUUGAACUUCUCCAAGCUGGCAUGGGAAGACAAACAGUGUGUCUUCCUGAAGACAGUGACCAUGCAGAGAUUUCAAGGCUCUUGACUGUAACCUUUCCAAAAAUGGAGGAUCUUUGUGGAGGAUGGCUCUUGCAUAAAGCAGCAGGUGGCAGUGGCCGAAGAAAGCUCACUGUAAUUCCACCAGAAACAGAAGGGUAUUCUGUCAGAGCUCUUAAAGCUGUGUCAGGAGCAGGCAAAGCCAUUUUUUACAUAGUGCCACUUCAGGAGACAUUAGACACAUCUCCUCUGCCUCCUGACUCACAUCACUUUUCAAAGAUGCCAAAGAAGACAUGUUACCAGUGUCAUGAAGUGAUGCCUUUGCAAAUGCUUGCAGUACAUGUCAGGACAUGCAAGGGCAAAUUGCGUUCUAAUGAGACUGAUAAUGAGGACUUUGAGUUAUGCAUUGUGGAGAGCAAGUGCAAGGUGGUUAGUCCAAUUUGCACCAAUGAAUUUCCAGAAGAUGAGAUCGCCAUCCAUGCUAGUCUGUGUGGAGAUAGCACUGAAAGUACAAUGACUGCAGGACAUAACAGUUCAUGUGCACCUACUCAAAGGCCAGUAUGGACACCAGAGAGUUUUAUGUCUUUUCAUGUGAAAUCUAAAUUGGACAAGUUUCAUCUAAAAGACAGUUAAGAUUAAAAGAUUGAAUAAAAAAAGCACUAUUGGUGAGAUAAUGGCAGUCAGCCUCGCUCAAGGUGGACCAGCUCCUGCUUUUUUGA
Molecule: messenger RNA, 837 nt
Organism: Clarias gariepinus (North African catfish)
Lineage: Eukaryota; Metazoa; Chordata; Actinopteri; Siluriformes; Clariidae
Exons: 8
Coding region: 104-751 (215 amino acids)
Source: RefSeq, a predicted model, not a curated record